CCGCCGGUUCUUGCAACUUUCCCAAGUUUAAUGGUGUGGAUUUGUUGAGAAGAUGGAAGGGGAAGAAGAUAAUGUAUGUGGGUGACUCACUGAGUCUUAACAUGUGGCAGUCCAUGGCCUGCAUACUCCAUUCCUCCCUACCCCAACCCGCCAAUAUCUCCUAUCACAGGGACGCACCCACUCCCAAUGUAACCUUUUUGGUUAGAAGCUCUAGUCACACACUAAGUAGCUGCUCCAGUUUUCAUCCGCCUCCAACCCAUCCUCCUUAUUUAUAUUUUGGGGUCCGCUCAUGUUGUUCACCAUUACCUUUGAUGCCGUUGAUGCGGAAGACGGCGAGGCUCCAAAGAGGAUUAUGGAGUGACAUUAUAUCUGUAUCACUCAACUAACUUGGUGGAUAUAGUACGUGAAAAGAAAGGCAGGGUCUUGAAAUUGGAGUCCAUUGACCAAGACGGUGCUGCACUUUGGAAAACAAUGGAUGUGCUGAUCUUCAACACUUGGCACUGGUGGACUCACACCGGAACGUCUCAACCAUGGGAUUUUAUACAAGUAGAUUCUACACAUAUGGUGCCAGAUAUGGACCGUUUGAAAGCAUUCGAGAAAGCAUUCACAACUUGGAGAAACUGGGUUGUUGACAAUGUCAAACCUGACAAGACCAAAGUCUUCUUCCAAGGAAUUUCUCCUUCUCAUUAUCU
Messenger RNA from Cuscuta epithymum, 692 nucleotides. NCBI's taxonomy places the organism in Eukaryota, Viridiplantae, Streptophyta, Magnoliopsida, Solanales, Convolvulaceae. The record is from the annotation of a GenBank genome assembly.